Cavia porcellus (domestic guinea pig) is the source of this 2050-nucleotide messenger RNA. RefSeq names its product coiled-coil domain containing 86 (gene Ccdc86). Gene Ontology annotation, cellular component: nucleolus. Lineage: Eukaryota; Metazoa; Chordata; Mammalia; Rodentia; Caviidae. The transcript is spliced from 4 exons. The record is from RefSeq and is a predicted model, not a curated record. The coding region runs from base 636 to 1607 and encodes 323 amino acids.
CGGGGUGCUCCUGAAAUAAGCACAGGUUGUGCACGACGCCUCUUCUCCUCGGGGAUGCUCUGGCCCAGGCAUGGCCAGGAUCUCCCUGUCGGGGAGGCGCACUAAGCAUUUACUGCAAAGCCACCUGCGACAAGCAAGUGCAGAAACUGAGGCCCAACUGCACGCGAGGACCUUAUCCCAAGCCUCUUUUCUUCCCCAGCUGGGACCCCCUUUCUUUGCUCUGCACGCCUUUCUUUACCCGCAGGAAACACCAUUUGCGAAAAAGGCAAGCGCAAAUCGCAAGAAAAGCAUGCGUUCUGCCAGGCGUGGUGGCGUUCACCUGUCAUCCCAGCUGCAAGCUCGAGGGCAGCCUAGGCUACAUAAGUAAGUUCAAGGCCAGUCUGCAGUACAAAGUGAGACCCCCAGCUCAAAAAAACGAAAACAAACACAAAAAAAGGCGUGCGUACGCGUACAUUCACUACAGGCACGCCACCCGCACACAAUGCCACAAUGCGCAUUUGCUUGCGGAGCCCAGGCCCUGCAGGGCAGUCCCGCCUCUCCGCCCUUCACUAACAUGGCCACCUCAGCGACAGCCCUUUCUGCGCACACGGACCGGUCGCCUCUGACGUCAUCGGCGUGCGCCAGUGGUCCCGGUGAUGGCAGAUGCGGCACGUGGACUCGGAUUUGGAAACUCCGCCGCAGCUAUGGACACGCCGCUCAGGCGCAGCCGGCGACUGGAAGGCCUGACGCCAGAGGCCGCCGAGAGCUUCGCCUCAGCCGGACAGUCGAGACAGGCUUUCGUGGAGAUCGCUGCAGGCCCGGAAGAAGCGCAGGAGCCUGGCCAGGGGUCCCUGCCACGCCCAUCCGAGAGCAGCGCGGGACCGCUCACCAGAGAGCAGCGGGGCGCGGACGCGGGGUCCCCCCGAGGGCAGCGCGGGCCAGGCCCGGAGACGCCCCCGAGACGGCCAGAGGCGCGUCCUGAAGCCCCUCAGCAUGUUGACUUGCCGGGAUCCCCGAAGUCGGGCCCAGGGUCGCCGGAGCCGGAGCCCGUGCAGCCAGGCGAGGAACCAACGCCUCGGAUCCCCGGGCCCUCCCGGAGCCAGCAAGGGCCCAGCGAGCCGCGCCCAGCCGCGGAGACCGUACCCGGUGGUGGUGGAGACGACAGCGCAGAGAAGCGGCACAGACCUUCGGGCCGGUCCCCAGCGCCCAAGAAGCGGAAAGGGGAGAGGGAAGAGGCGCUGCCCGUAAUCCCUAAGGGGAGGCCCAAGUCCGGGCGCGUGUGGAAGGACCGGGCCAAAAAGAGAUUCUCGCACAUGGUUCAGGACAAGCCACUGCACACGUCCUGGCAGCGCAAGAUGAAGGAGCGGCAGGAGCGGAAGCUGGCCAGGGACUUUGCUCGGCACCUAGAGGAAGAGAAGGCGAGGCGCCGGCAGGAGAAGAAGCAGCGCCGGGCGGAGAACCUGAGACGCCGCCAGGAGAAUGAGCGGAGGGCCGAGGUCGUGCAGGUGAUCCGAAACCCUGCCAAGCUCAAGCGGGCAAAGAAAAAGCAGCUGCGUUCCAUCAUGAAGCGGGACACCCUUGCCCUGCUGCAGAAACAGCCACCCCGGCAGCUGGCGGCUAACACCUAAGUGCAGGACAGCUGGGCCUCACAACCUUCAGGCCACCCAAUGGACACUUCUGCCAGAAACGGCCCCGCAGGCUUGAGCAUGGAUAGGGCCAGCAGGGCCUAGGCUGGGAGGCUCAGCUCAGGCCCUUCCCUGUCCUUUGCCGAGUGCCUUCUGCCUCAGACAGUAACUGGUGACCGAGUGUGCCCAGUCCUCCCAGAAGGCAGCCCAGCUGACAGCGUCCUCACCCAGGGAAUCUAGCCACUCCCACCCGGCACUGAAGGAUCAGGAAUGUGGCCUUGUGGGGAGCCAGUUCCCCAGCACCCUCUUCCUACCCCAGCUCUAUGCAAGCCCCAAAGGGAGGGAGGGGGAGGGUAUUUGAGUGCCUAGUGGGGUGGGGUGUGGUGCAGGCCACAGGCCAAGAGGGGCUCUAACUCCUUGGAGAAACAAUAAACAAGUGACUGGCA